AUGCUUCCUACACUGUUGAUGAUAAUUCCGAUCGGCCACCUGCUUCACUUUCUAACUAAAUCCCGGUGGCGAUCUCUCGAAAUUCGUUUACAAUCACCACUGAUUUUAUUAAUGGCUUGGUUACAGGUAGAAAGGGGGGGUUGGGGCUUUUUGUGCUUGUCUGAUCGAGAAGGAAAAACGAAAGCAGAAAAUGGGAAGCACCUCCGGUGCUUGACAGAUUCGAAGAAGGUGAAGAACGGAAGUAGCAAGGUUGCGUCUGUAGGUGCAAAGAAGGGCUUCUCGACUACUUCUCUUCUACUCCGACAGUUAGAUGCGAAAGGGAGGGGGAGAGCUAGUCCGAUGGAAGAAAACAAGCAACAACAACAUGUAAUCCAAGGGUGUUUGGCUGCUAUGGAGUCGACGAAAGAAGGAGAAAACGGGAGGGACCUAAUGUCCUCUUAA
Lactuca virosa is the source of this 441-nucleotide messenger RNA. The record is from the annotation of a GenBank genome assembly. NCBI's taxonomy places the organism in Eukaryota, Viridiplantae, Streptophyta, Magnoliopsida, Asterales, Asteraceae.